CUGCGGCCGCUGGGGCGCUCUGGGUAGCGGUAGCGGCGGAGGACGGGACGGCGCCGAGAUGGGUCGGACGUUGGUGGAGCUCUUCUACGAUGUGGUGUCCCCUUACUCCUGGCUGGGGUUUGAGGUGCUCUGCCGGUACCAGCACAUCUGGAACAUCGAUCUGCGCUUACGUCCGGCUUUCCUUGGUGGCAUAAUGCAAGCAACUGGUAACAAGCCCCCAGCACUAUUGCCAAAGCGUGGAGAAUACAUGCUGAAGGAUAUGAAAAGGAUGGCAAAAUACUACCAAGUGCCUAUAAAUAUUGCAGCACUUGACUUGCAACAUAUCAUUGGUUCAAGCACUCUUGGGGCCAUGCGCUUUAUCACAGCCGUGGAUAUGACACAACCACAAUACGUGGAACCCUUAUCUAGGGAGUUCUGGAUACGUUUUUUCUCACAGUGUGGAGAUGUCAGUCAGCCGGAGAAUAUAUCAACUGUUGCCAAAAAGGCUGGGCUAUCAUCAGAGCUCACCCAGAAGCUACUUGAAAUGAUUUCAACCCCUGCAGUGAAGAACCGACUGCGAGAGACAACAGAGGAAGCAAUGAAAUACGGGGCAUUUGGGAUGCCUGCUGUUGUGGCACAUUAUAAUGGAGAACCUCAUCUCUUUUUUGGCUCUGAUCGUAUAGAGCUACUAGGCAGCGUUAUAGGUGAAAAAUGGCUGGGACCGGUUCCAUCAGUUCCAAGCCCCAAGAUGUGAAAAGUCCUGGAGAAAUAGAUGAGUGAAAAUAUAUAUGUACACGCUCAAUCCUCAGUGAUUAUCUGAAUGUAUCCAGUUUUAUGGAGAGGUGGCUUUCUCGUCCUCAACAGCUAACUUUACAGCUCAGUCUCAUUUCUAAUUAUGAAGAAAUUCAAGGUUUGCCAGUAUUACCAGUCUGGUGAGCUCUUUACCAAUACAAAUGUGCUGCUUUUCUUUCAACAGAUUAAUGAUUAACAUUAAAGAUGACCCACUAAAUAUUUACCUUCUUGCAAAACAUUCUUCUUUCCCGAUUAGUUUUCUUUCUCUUACCCUAAGAGCAUGAGGAUUAAAUUGUUGUUAUGGGACUCUGA
Calidris pugnax (ruff) is the source of this 1083-nucleotide messenger RNA. It is a transcript of the gene GSTK1, whose product is annotated as glutathione S-transferase kappa 1. Gene Ontology annotation, cellular component: mitochondrion; peroxisome. NCBI's taxonomy places the organism in Eukaryota, Metazoa, Chordata, Aves, Charadriiformes, Scolopacidae. Gene Ontology annotation, molecular function: glutathione peroxidase activity; glutathione transferase activity. The coding region runs from base 59 to 733 and encodes 224 amino acids. Gene Ontology annotation, biological process: glutathione metabolic process. The transcript is spliced from 8 exons. The record is from RefSeq and is a predicted model, not a curated record.